Molecule: messenger RNA, 4296 nt
Organism: Gracilinanus agilis (Agile Gracile Mouse Opossum)
Lineage: Eukaryota; Metazoa; Chordata; Mammalia; Didelphimorphia; Didelphidae
Gene: DHX38
Product: DEAH-box helicase 38
Exons: 27
Coding region: 135-3827 (1230 amino acids)
Biological process (GO): mRNA splicing, via spliceosome
Cellular component (GO): spliceosomal complex; intracellular anatomical structure
Molecular function (GO): RNA binding; ATP binding
Source: RefSeq, a predicted model, not a curated record
UAGAGACGUUCUCUUCCGUGGGAUUCUGAGGCGACGGAUGUGGGCCAAGUAGGGCAGCGGAGCCGGCGUCCGCGCAGCGCGAGCGGUGGGGCCGCGAAGAGCCCUGGGCGGCGUGAGAGUUCCUUAAUCCUGUGAUGGAAGACACCAACGAUGAGGGUGAGGCCUCAAUUCAUCGGUUAGAAGGCAUUGACCAAGAGACACAGGUUGGUGGCCUCAUUUGCAAGACCAAAAGUGCAGCUAGUGAGCAACAUGUUUUCAAAGCCCCUGCACCUCGUCCCUCUUUGCUUGGGUUAGACCUGUUGGCUGCAUUGAAACGAAGGGAGCGGGAAGAAAAGGAUGAUGGGGAAGAUAAGAAGAAGUCCAGAGUCUCUUCCUACAAGGACUGGGAGGAAAACAAGGAUGAUCAGAAAGAUUCUGAGGAGGAAGGGGGUGACCAGGCCAGCCGAAGCAGCAGGAAAGACAGGCACUAUAGAGCUGCCCGGGUAGAGACACCAUCCCAUCCUGGUGGCGUAAGUGAAGAGUUCUGGGAGCGCAGCAGACAAAGGGAACGGGAAAGGCGGGAACAUGGUGUCUAUGCCUCUUCCAAAGAAGAAAAGGACCGGAAGAGAGAGAGAACUAGGGAUCGAGACUAUGACCGGAAGAGAGACAGAGAUGAACGGGAUAGGAGUCGGCACAGCAGCAGAUCAGAUCGAGAUGGAGGGUCAGAGCGGAGCAGCAGGAGGAAUGAACCAGAGAGCCCAAGACAUCGACCCAGAGAUGCAGCAACCCCUUCACGCUCUAAUUGGGAAGAAGAAGAUAGUGGGUAUGGUAGCUCCCGGCGUUCUCAGUGGGAAUCCCCCUCCCCAGUACCUUCCUAUCGGGAUUCUGAAAGGAGUCACCGGACUUCUUCUACUCGAGAGAGAGAAAGGUCUGUGAGAAGCAAGUGCCCAGAUGACACACCUCUACCAACCCCAUCAUAUAAGUACAAUGAGUGGGCUGAUGACAGAAGACACCUUGGGUCUACCCCACGGCUUUCCAGAGGCCGAGGGAGGAGAGAAGAUGGAGAAGAUGGAAUCUCUUUUGACACAGAAGAAGAGCGGCAACAAUGGGAAGAUGACCAGAGGCAAGCUGAUAGGGACUGGUACAUGAUGGAUGAGGGAUAUGAUGAGUUUCAUAAUCCACUGGCUUAUUCCUCAGAAGACUAUGUGAAGAAACGAGAACAGCACCUACACAAACAGAAACAAAAACGUAUUUCUGCCCAACGGAGACAAAUCAAUGAGGAUAAUGAACGCUGGGAGACUAACCGUAUGCUGACUAGCGGUGUGGUUCAUCGGCUUGAAGUGGAUGAAGAUUUUGAGGAAGAUAAUGCUGCCAAGGUGCAUCUCCUGGUGCAUAACCUGGUACCACCAUUUCUGGAUGGGCGCAUUGUUUUCACCAAACAGCCAGAGCCUGUGAUUCCAGUUAAGGAUGCUACUUCUGACUUGGCCAUUAUUGCUCGAAAAGGCAGCCAGACAGUACGCAAGCACAGGGAACAAAAGGAACGUAAAAAGGCCCAGCACAAGCAUUGGGAACUGGCUGGUACCAAACUGGGAGACAUUAUGGGCCUCAAGAAAGAAGAAGAACCAGAUAAACCUUUGACAGAAGAUGGCAAAGUAGACUACAGGACAGAGCAGAAGUUUGCUAAUCACAUGAAGAAAAAGAGUGAAGCCAGCAGUGAGUUUGCGAAAAAGAAAUCAAUUCUGGAGCAGAGACAGUACUUGCCCAUCUUUGCAGUACAACAGGAGCUGCUUACCAUUGUCAGAGACAACAGCAUUGUGAUAGUGGUGGGAGAGACAGGGAGUGGCAAGACAACUCAGCUAACUCAGUAUUUACAUGAAGAUGGUUAUACAGACUAUGGCAUGAUUGGCUGUACCCAACCCCGACGUGUGGCUGCCAUGUCAGUAGCCAAGAGAGUCAGUGAAGAGAUGGGAGGAAGCCUUGGAGAAGAGGUGGGUUAUGCCAUCCGCUUUGAAGACUGUACUUCCGAAAACACUGUGAUAAAAUACAUGACAGAUGGGAUCCUGCUUAGAGAGUCCCUGAGAGAGGCGGACCUGGAUCACUACAGUGCCAUCAUCAUGGACGAAGCACACGAACGGUCACUCAACACAGACGUGCUUUUUGGGUUGCUUCGAGAGGUAGUAGCUCGACGCUCAGACCUGAAGCUUAUUGUCACUUCAGCCACUAUGGAUGCAGAGAAAUUUGCUGCUUUCUUUGGGAAUGUUCCCAUCUUUCACAUUCCUGGCCGAACCUUCCCUGUUGACAUCCUCUUCAGCAAGACCCCUCAGGAGGAUUAUGUGGAGGCAGCAGUGAAGCAGUCAUUGCAGGUGCACCUCUCUGGGGCUCCAGGGGACAUUCUUAUCUUCAUGCCUGGACAGGAGGACAUUGAGGUUACCUCUGACCAGAUAGUGGAACAUUUAGAGGAACUGGAGAAUGCUCCUGCCUUGGCUGUGCUUCCCAUCUAUUCCCAGCUACCCUCUGACCUGCAGGCCAAGAUCUUUCAGAAGGCUCCAGAUGGCGUCAGGAAAUGUAUUGUUGCCACCAAUAUUGCUGAGACUUCACUGACUGUUGAUGGCAUCAUGUUUGUUAUUGAUUCUGGCUACUGCAAACUGAAGGUCUUCAACCCCAGAAUUGGGAUGGAUGCUCUGCAGAUCUACCCCAUUAGCCAGGCUAAUGCUAACCAGCGAUCAGGGAGAGCUGGGAGGACGGGCCCAGGUCAGUGCUUCAGGCUCUAUACCCAGAGUGCAUAUAAGAAUGAGCUCUUGACCACAACAGUACCAGAGAUCCAGAGAACCAAUUUGGCCAAUGUGGUGCUCCUGCUCAAAUCUUUAGGGGUCCAGGACUUGCUUCAGUUCCACUUUAUGGACCCACCCCCAGAAGACAACAUGUUGAACUCCAUGUACCAGCUCUGGAUCCUAGGAGCCAUGGAUAACACAGGUGGUCUUACAUCCACUGGGAGGCUGAUGGUGGAGUUCCCCCUGGACCCAGCCCUCUCUAAGAUGCUAAUUGUCUCCUGUGACAUGGGUUGUAGCUCUGAGAUUCUGCUGAUUGUCUCCAUGCUCUCAGUCCCAGCCAUAUUCUAUAGACCUAAGGGCCGUGAAGAGGAGAGUGAUCAAAUUCGAGAGAAAUUUGCGGUCCCUGAAAGCGAUCAUUUGACUUACUUGAAUGUCUACCUGCAGUGGAAGAACAACAAUUAUUCUACUCUGUGGUGUAAUGAACAUUUCAUCCAUGCCAAGGCCAUGAGGAAGGUUCGAGAGGUGCGGGCCCAACUGAAGGACAUCAUGGUGCAGCAGCGGAUGAGCUUGGCUUCCUGUGGCACAGACUGGGACAUUGUGAGGAAGUGUGUUUGUGCAGCCUAUUUCCACCAGGCAGCCAAGCUGAAGGGAAUUGGGGAGUAUGUGAAUAUCCGGACGGGGAUGCCCUGCCAUUUGCAUCCUACAAGCUCUCUUUUUGGAAUGGGUUAUACCCCAGACUACAUUGUAUAUCAUGAGUUGGUCAUGACUACUAAGGAAUACAUGCAGUGUGUGACCGCUGUGGAUGGGGAGUGGCUAGCAGAGUUGGGCCCCAUGUUUUAUAGCAUUAAACAUGCAGGCAAGUCACGCCAGGAGAAUCGCCGCCGGGCCAAAGAGGAAGCGUCUGCUAUGGAAGAGGAGAUGGCGUUGGCUGAGGAGCAGUUGCGAGCUCGGAGGCAGGAGCAGGAGAAGCGUAACCCCCUGGGCAGUGUAAGGUCCGUUAAAAUCUACACACCUGGGAGGAAGGAGCAAGGGGAGCCUGCCAGCCCUCGCCGGACCCCAGCCCGCUUUGGACUCUAAGCCAGCGUUGGAUCUGUGGGAGGCCCAUAAUACCCAGGAAUGAGUGCUGAGCUUCCUAGCAGGCCUGUUGGUGGCUGUGAAUGAAACUUGUAUUGACUGCUGUUUCUUACUGAGACCAGAGAUCAGAAAGCACGGCUGUCUUUGGUGGCUUAAUGACACUUCUUCAUCAACCUUUCUACCCUGGCAUGUUGGCAGUGUGAUUCCUUCAGGGCUGAGGAAUCCUGGGCUCCCUGGCUUCCUUUUUGCACGGCAAAGUGACUUAUGUGCUGCCAGAGAGACCAGGAAGUCCCAGAACCCAUCUUGUCUGAGAAGGGGUCUCUGGGAUGCUUGGUGUAUAAAUGUAUCUUUGCUUUGUCUGUGUCUUGUUUUUUUAAUCUUUGUGUAAAGCAGUAAAAAUGGAUCUGGAGGGAAUUGUAACUUGUUUACAACCCAGGAAUUUGGAAAUAAUUUUAUUGUUUCUAAAACUUUA